UUGCAGUCCCAGCCCCGCCGUCGUCGUAAACCUGGCGCCCCCGCGCGCGAUCAAGAUCUCGCCGGUGAAGGCGGAGCAGCUCGACAUGGCUGAGCAGCCGCAGAAUGGAUUUGCAGGGAGCGGGGAGCGGAAGGUCCAUCCGGAACUGGCGGUGUCCCGGGGAGCUGUGCGGAGCACCGGCGAGAAGCGGCGGCUCAGCCUGUGCGUGGGGUGCGGCGCGCAGAUCCACGACCAGUACAUCCUGCGCGUGGCGCCCGACCUCGAGUGGCACGCCGCCUGCCUCAAGUGCGCCGAGUGCCACCAGUUCCUGGACGAGACGUGCACCUGCUUCGUCCGCGACGGCAAGACGUACUGCAAGCGCGACUACGUCAGGUUGUUCGGGACCAAGUGCGACAAGUGCGGACUGUCCUUCAGCAAGAACGACUUCGUGAUGCGCGCCAAGACGAAGAUCUACCACAUCGAGUGCUUCCGGUGCAGCGCCUGCGAGCGGCAGCUGAUCCCGGGGGACGAGUUCGCGCUGCGCGAGGACGGGCUCUUCUGUAAGGAGGACCACGAGGUGCUCGAGAAGGCCACCAACAGCGAGAACAACAACAACACCACCAAUGUCAACAAUAACAACAGCAGCACCAACAACAACGAGGGCUCCAACUCCGACUCGUCCGAGUCGGGCUCGAACAAGGGCGGCCGGGAGUCGGGGCGGGCGUCGGGCGCCAAGGCGACGUCGGACGGGAAGCCGACGCGCGUGCGCACCGUGCUGAACGAGAAGCAGCUGCACACGCUGCGCACCUGCUACAACGCCAACCCGCGGCCCGACGCGCUCAUGAAGGAGCAGCUCGUCGAGAUGACGGGGCUCAGCCCGCGCGUCAUCCGGGUCUGGUUCCAGAACAAGCGCUGCAAGGACAAGAAGAAGGCCAUGCUGCUCAAGCAGCAGAUGCAGCAGGAGAAGUGCUGGGUAGUCAAAGACGGCCGCAAGCUGGGCUACGGCGCCAUGCAGGGCAUCCCCAUGGUGGCGUCCAGCCCCGUGCGCCACGAGUCGCCGCUCGGCAUGAACCCCAUCGAGGUGCAAUCCUACCAGCCGCCCUGGAAGGCGCUCUCCGACUUCGCGCUGCACACAGACCUCGACCGCCUGGACCCCUCCGCGCCGCCGUUCCAGCACCUGGUAAGUCAGAUGCACGGCUACGACGUGCACGGCGCGCCGCCCCCGCCGCCCCCGCACGACCUGGGCCCGCCGCCGGGCGACAUGGCGCACCCCGACUCCACCGACUCGUACGUCACGUACCUGGAGAGCGACGACAGCCUGCAGCACGACGCGGCCAGCCCAUAA
This is a messenger RNA of Schistocerca americana (American grasshopper), 1324 nucleotides long. It is a transcript of the gene tup, whose product is annotated as insulin gene enhancer protein isl-1. NCBI's taxonomy places the organism in Eukaryota, Metazoa, Arthropoda, Insecta, Orthoptera, Acrididae. The coding region runs from base 86 to 1324 and encodes 412 amino acids. Gene Ontology annotation, molecular function: cis-regulatory region sequence-specific DNA binding; DNA-binding transcription factor activity, RNA polymerase II-specific. The record is from RefSeq and is a predicted model, not a curated record. The transcript is spliced from 9 exons. Gene Ontology annotation, biological process: neuron fate specification; axonogenesis; positive regulation of transcription by RNA polymerase II. Gene Ontology annotation, cellular component: nucleus.